AUGUCUUUCCACAAAGACUACAUGAGGCGGCACCACCUCCCUCAGAUCUAUGAGGCUCUCCUUUGUGGCAUGCUCAUUAGGUGUCCAGAAGAUCCCCUAAAAUUUUUAGAAGAAAGGAUCAAGAAGCUAAUUGAAAUUGGAUUUGAUACUACUUUAUGGGACUGCCACUCUGAUUCAUCAGCACAUCCCAAACUUAAAAGACUCUCUGAAAAUCUCUUGGAACAGCUUUUUGGCACAGAUGAUGGACAGCUGGUGACUCCUGCGUUAUACAAAAGAGCACACCAUUUUCAUACUGGGAAUGUGAAGAGACGUUUCUUUGGUGCAUGGAAAGAAUAUUUGCUGACCAAAAAAAGAGAAGAAAAACUGGAAAAUGAGAAGAUUGCACUGUCAGCCAGCCACUACAAUCAAAGGCUCUUAAGAUCAGUUGUGCUUAAAUGGAAUGCUUUUGUGAAAGGGAGAAAGCAAUGUAUUGUAGAGGCCUCCAGGAAGCUUCAGAAGGUGGUUAAACGUGAAAAGAUAUCAAAAAUCAUCAGGGUUUGGCAUAAGGAAACCCAGUGUUCAAAAAAAGCCAAAGAUCUUAAGAAACUGGAAAGGAGAGUUAUGGAAAACCAACUGAAAGAGGACGAUAGUGAAGGGAGUGAAAAGCCAGAAGUAGAAGUGGCCCCGCAGAAAGACUUGUCGUCGCCUAGAGACAGGAUGGCCCAGUUACCUGAAGCAGCGGUAAUACAGGUCUUUAAAUACCUAAAUAUAGUUGAUCUGGCAAGUUGCGCUCAAGUCAACCGAUCCUGGAUGUUGAUGACUCAAGUUAACGCAGUGUGGAGUAUCAUUGACUUUUCUUCAGUGAAGAGCAUCGUUGAAGACAAAGUGGUAGUGAACAUUUUGCGGAAGUGGCGCCCAAGCGUGGUACGUUUGAAUCUUCGGGGCUGUUCAUCCCUUCAGUGGCCUUCUUUUAAAUGCAUCGGCGAGUGUAAAAAUUUACAAGAGUUAAAUGUCUCCGAAUGCCAAGGAUUGAAUGAUGAAUCCAUGAGACUCAUUUCAGAAGGAUGUCAAGGUCUUCUGUACCUCAAUCUGGCCUACACCGACAUUACUAACGGGACGAUACGGCUACUGGCGAGGUCCUUCCCCCACCUCCAGUACCUCAGCUUGGCUUUCUGCAGGAGGUUCACCGACCACGGCUUACGGUACCUGGCGUCCGGGAGAGGAUGCUCACGGCUCAGCUACUUGGAUCUUUCUGGCUGCGUUCAGAUUACCGUCCAAGGAUUCGAAUACAUUGGAGCCAAGUGCAGGAUCAUUCAGCAUUUGACCAUCAACGAUUUGCCAACUCUGUCAGAUAGCUGUGUGAAAGCUCUAGCCGGAAACUGCCAACAGAUCACAUCUCUGAUUUUGAGCGGCACCCCGGCUCUCACAGAUGUUGCCUUUCAGGCCCUUUCAGAAUGUAAACUUGUCAAGAUAAGAGUGGAAGGGAGCAACUGGAUCACCGACGUAUGUUUCAAGAUCAUCCAGAAAUACUGGCCGAACAUCAGUCACAUCCACAUAGCCGAUUGCCAGAGGAUUACCGAUAGCAGCCUGAAGGCAAUAUCAACAUUGAAGAAACUUCGUGUGUUGAAUUUAUCAUGUUGCACCAGAAUCAGCGAUACCGGUGUGAGACAUUUUUUCGAUGGCCAUUCAAGCCCCAAGAUAAGAGAGCUGAAUUUAACUCACUGUAACCGUAUCAGUGACGCUUCCCUCUUAAAGAUCUCACAAAGGUGCCAAAAUCUAAACUACCUGAGUCUCCGUUACUGUGACCAGCUGACAGAUUCCGGGAUUGAGAGUUUAGGACACCUCUCCUCCUUGUUCUCAAUCGAUCUAUCAGGAACCACCAUCUCCGAUUCGGGUCUGGCAGCCCUCAGCCAACGCGGACAAAUCAAGCAGCUCACUGUGUCCGAAUGUAAGAACAUCACGGACCUGGGGAUUCAGAUGUUCUGUGAGAAUACAACGGCCCUGGAUUACCUGGAUGUCUCUUAUUGCCUCCAGCUGUCCUGCGAAAUGGUGAAAAACGUGGCCAUUUGUUGCCACAGGCUGACAGCUCUCAAUAUCGCCGGCUGUCCGAGGGUGACCGACAUCGGCCUACAGUUCCUGUCGGAGAAUUGCCGUUACCUGCACAGCCUGGACAUCUCCGGUUGCAUCCACCUCAGCGACAAGACCAUUAAAGCCCUGUGGAAGGGCUGCAAGGGCCUCCGGAUCCUUAAGAUGCUGUACUGCCGACACAUUUCCAAGCCACACUGCUUCUCAUUACCAUGCAAAGCCACUGAUUCACAAAUGCUUCUCUUAAGGAAUCAAGCAGCGGCUUCCAAACUUUCCAACAGGGUCCGGCAGCAGGAGUACAAUACGGAGGACCCCCCGCCGUGGCUGGGCUACGACGCCGAAGGGAACCCCCUCUUCCCCUCCACGCCGCCCAAGGCCCCGAAGCCCCCGGCUGGGCGGGGAGCCCCGUCUCACCACAGAAAGAAGAUCCCGUAAUUUCAACACACCCUCCGGAUCCCACUGCGAUCCACAAAAAUGUGACCGUCCUCGCGGCCGGGAAGGGAAUUUUCCCGGUGAUUCCCCACGA
Tachyglossus aculeatus (Australian echidna) is the source of this 2590-nucleotide messenger RNA. RefSeq names its product F-box and leucine rich repeat protein 13 (gene FBXL13). Gene Ontology annotation, cellular component: SCF ubiquitin ligase complex. Gene Ontology annotation, molecular function: protein binding. The coding region runs from base 1 to 2499 and encodes 832 amino acids. Gene Ontology annotation, biological process: SCF-dependent proteasomal ubiquitin-dependent protein catabolic process. NCBI's taxonomy places the organism in Eukaryota, Metazoa, Chordata, Mammalia, Monotremata, Tachyglossidae. The transcript is spliced from 22 exons. The record is from RefSeq and is a predicted model, not a curated record.